AUGCUUAAAGAUAUUUAUAAUUCGUUACUAUCCAAAAAACAGCAAGAAGAACAUGCAUGGAGUUUAAAUGAAGAUAUUCUAGAAAAUCAAGCUCAACUAUUUUUCUCGCUAAAGAGUAUAAAAGGUUUGAAAAUAGACGAACCUGUUAGAAUUUAUUGUUUAGCUUCAUUGGAAAAACAAUCAAUACAAACAUCUUCAAUUAUUGUUAGAGACCAAUCACCAAUCGAAUGGAAUGAAGGAUAUACCUUUGAUGUAAUUUCAUCAAAGUCCGUAUUAGCUUUAUCCAUUUGGCAAGGUAAUUUUAAUCAAACCAAUAUUAGCGAUAGUAGCAGUAAAAAUAAUAAUGAUGUAAAAAUGGGAAGUCCUGUCAUAAGUGGUGUAAAUACUAACUUAGCUAAAUUAAUAGGAAAAGUUUAUAUUCCAUUUUUAACAUUCAAAAAACAAUUUUGUGAUCAAUGGUUCCCAUUGAAUGGUAGUCCAUCAGUCUCAAUUCAUGUUAAAUUAAGUUUUACAAAUUCUGGUAAAAAAGUUUCAGUUAACGAUUUUAUAUAUUUAAGAAUGAUUGGUAGAGGUGCAUUUGGUCAAGUAAAUUUAGUUAAAAAAAUAGAUACAGGAAGAUUAUAUGCAAUGAAAAUAAUAAAAAAAGAUAGAUGUUUAAAUAUGAACGCAGUAGGACAUACAUUCACUGAACGAAAGCUAUUAAAGAAAUAUUAUCACCCAUUCAUCGUAGGUUUAAAGUACUCUUUUCAAACACAAGAUAGUUUGUGUAUGGUACUAGAUUACAUCGGAGGUGGUGAAUUAUUUUACCAUAUUUCGGAAAGAGAAACUUUUAGCGAGGAGACAGCUCGUUUUUAUAUAUCGCAAAUUAUGUUGGCUAUCGGUUUCCUCCACGAACAUGGUGUAAUCUAUCGUGACUUGAAAUUAGAGAACCUUUUGAUGGACUUGGAUGGUAAUAUUUGUUUAGUAGAUUUAGGUCUAUGUAAAGAAGAUGUAAAAGAAGGUCAAUAUUGCUUUACAAUGUGUGGCUCCCCUGAAUAUGUAGCACCCGAAAUUAUUACUGGUACUGGCUAUAGUAGAUCCGUUGAUUGGUGGGCAUUAGGUACUUUGUUUUACGAAAUGAUUGCCGGCCUACCACCAUUCUAUAGUGAAGAUCCACACGAAAUGUCCAAACUAAUCCUAUCAUCUCCAUUAAAAUUCCCACCAAAUAUCUCAAAGAAUGCAGCAUCUCUAAUAUCACUUUUAUUAAACAGAGACCCCACAAAACGUUUGGGAUCUGGUGAGUCAGAUGUCGAGGAAAUCAAAGCUCAUCCAUUCUUUAAGAGUAUGAAUUGGUCCAAACUAUUAAAUAAAGAAGUCGACCCACCAUUCAAGCCCCAUUUAAUAGGUCCAUUAGAUUUAUCUUAUUUUGAUCCUGCCUGCACUUUGCAAUCCCAACCAAUUAAUCCAUACACAACAAAUUCAAAUCUAUCUGAAUCUGACCAAAUGGCAUUCCAAGGCUUCUCCUAUUCAGCUCCUGAUAUUUUCAAUUUAACAAACAACAAUUCUAGUGGUAGUAUUGGUGUUAAUACAUCAAGUGGCGGUAGUGCCCAAAACUCACCUUAUAAUUCUUUAAGAAACACCCCACCAAGCUUUAUGAAAAUUUCAGGUAGUAAUAUUUUUGAAAAUGGUAGAAUGUCACCAAUUAGUUUUUCCUCAAGCCCAAGUUAUAACAAUAAUAAUAAUAAUAAUAACAAUGUAAAUAUGAACCAUAGUGGAUGGGUACAACCACAAUCACCUCAAUCACCACAACCAUUACCCCAAUUACCAAUCUUAUCAAAACUUCAAGAAACUACCUUUGAAAGACGUAGAUCUCUAUCUGUAAAUGCUCAAACUCAAUUCACCAUGGUACUAGGCGAUGAUGAAUAA
Messenger RNA from Dictyostelium purpureum, 1905 nucleotides. RefSeq lists its product as uncharacterized. Bases 1 to 1905 code for a protein of 634 amino acids. Lineage: Eukaryota; Evosea; Eumycetozoa; Dictyosteliales; Dictyosteliaceae. The transcript is spliced from 3 exons. Gene Ontology annotation, biological process: protein phosphorylation. Gene Ontology annotation, molecular function: ATP binding; protein serine/threonine kinase activity. The record is from RefSeq and is a predicted model, not a curated record.